AUGUAUGCCGAUAUGAUAUGUGAUGUAAUGCCACCUAUACCUGAAGAUACUGGUGGUAAUGGUAACAAUCAUGAUGGUAUGGAAUCUGAUAUGGGUGAAGACGCUGAAGCUAAUAUUGAACAGUUAAUGGUUUCAAUGCUUGAAGAACGUGAUAAAUUACAAGAAAAAUUACGUGAUACAGAAGAUACAUUAAAUAAUUCUCAAAAAAAAUUAACUGACAUUGAAAAAGAACGUGAUGUUUUAGUUCACCAAUUAUCUUUAAAUGCACCACAGUGUCAAUCUAUCUCAAAUAAUAAUAAUACGACUACUACUAAUAAUGAUCAAUGUUGUUAUCUACCUAAAAUGAGUUCAUGCGUCAAUCUUUAUACUUAUUUAACAAAUAAUAUUUCAUCGCGUACAUCUUUAAAUUCUACUGAUGAUGAUAUUAGUGAUAAUGAUUUAUCUAUUGAUACAAAUCCAUUAACAAUCACAAGUUCGGAAAGUAGUGAUAGUGCGAUUGUAUCCGAUGACGUUGAUGAUAUAGAUAAUUCUAAUCAUCAACAAAUCGAAUCUUAUAACUCAUGGCCAGAAAGACUUGAAAAAGCUGAAUUAUCAUCAUUUUCUUCAUUAUCACAUUCAUUUUAUUUGUUAAAUCAAUUUGAUUAUCAAGAUGUUUAUGAUAAUUAUUCAUCAAUAUCAAAAUAUAAACAUCCAUUGCCUCGGACAAGUUCUAUGCAUAAUUACUUAUAUUCUAAGAAGGAUUAUGUUACAGUUGUUCGUGAAUCAGCACAAUUACGUGAACAAUUACAUGAAAAAGAAGAUGAAGUAUUAGAACUUAAAGCUGAACGAAAUAAUACACGAUUACUUCUUGAACAUUUGGAACAACUUGUAGCUCGACAUGAACGUUCAAUACGAACAACUGUUAUGCGUAGACAAGCUCAAGGUGUUUCGUCCGAAGUUGAAGUACUUAAAGCACUAAAAUCACUAUUUGAACAUCAUAAAGCUCUAGAUGAAAAAGUACGAGAAAGAUUAAAAGUUGAAAUCGAAAAAAAUACACAACUUAAAGAUGAACUUGAACGAACAAAGAAUGAACUUGCUGGUGUUCGUGAAACUCAGUCAUCUAAAUUAAUUGAUAUUGAUCAAUUAAAAAAUAUGUCAAAUGGUACAAUUGAUCCGGAUUCAUUAUCUGGUAAAUUAAUUGAAAUGCAAGAAUUAAUGGAUAAUCAAUGUAAUGAAUUAAUAUCAGCACGUGCACGUAUUCAUGAAUUAAUCAAUCGUAAUAAAGAAUUAGAAGAACGUGCACUUUUAAUUCAACGUGAUUUAUCUCAUACACAUGAUCAAGUCAAUAAAUAUCAACGAGAUUUAAAAGAAUCUCAUGCACAAAAAGAAGAUCAAGAAGAACGAAUAUCAACAUUGGAAAAACGUUAUUUAAAUAUACAAAAAGAAACAGCACAUUUAACUGAAUUUAAUAAUCGAUUAGAAAAUGAAUUAGCAACAAAAGAAAGUCAACUUCAACAUACUGAAGAGAAAUAUCAUAAUUUACAAGAUAAAUAUGAUUUAUUAGACCAAAAACUUCAAAAUCAAAGUGAUUUUAAUUUAUCCAUUAAACAAAAUGGAAAUUCUUAUUCAAAUAAUGAAGAUAAAUUACAUCAACUUCAAAAUGAAUAUGAUGAUUUAAAAAUCGAAUUAACACGAGCUCGUCAACGUGAAAAAGUCACUGAUGAACAUAAUACACGUUUAUCUGCAACUGUUGAUAAAUUACUUGCGGAAUCUAAUGAACGUUUACAAAUACAAUUAAAAGAACGUAUGCAAGUAUUAGAAGAAAAAAAUAAUCUAGUACAAGAAAGUGAAAAACUUCGCAAACAAUUAGAUGAAACACAAAAUGAUCGAAAAAAAUUAUUAGAUGAUAUUGAUAAACUUAGAAUUGAACUUGAAAAUGUUCGAAAAGAAUUACAAAAUUUAAAACAACAAAAAACUGAAACACCCGUAAAUUCUGUACAGAACAAUAUCAAUACUAUUGCACAAUCUAUUCCAAUCUCACCAGAUUCAUUAAAUAGACGAAGAGUUAUAACAGUACCGGCUCUAAAUGAGCAUAUGUUUAAGCCAACUGAAGCUGAUUGGGAUACGAUUGAUCAAGCUCAAGUAAUUAAUGAUGUUCGUCUAGCAUUUGAAUCAUCUGAUGUUGAAUUAACAACUGAUGAUGAAGAUUCUUUAUAUCAACAACAACAUCAUCAUCCGGUGACACAUAAUAAUGGUUCUACACAUCAUCAUUCAGGUGAUGCUCAAACAUUAGCACUUGUUCUUCAAGAACAACUUGAUGCAAUUAAUAAUGAAAUUCGUAUAAUUCAAGCUGAAAAAGCAAAUGCUGAAUUACGUGCUGAAGAACUUGAAUCACGUGUUGUUGGAACGUCAGUUUAUCAUUUAGAUCAUGAAGAUAAUGAAGACAAUGAUGAUGAUAAUGAUUUAAAUUAUCAACAUCGUUCAAUGGCAUUAACGAAUGGAAAUCAUCAUCAUCAUCAUCAUCCUCCUAAUCAUUAUCGUUCACAUUUAGCACAACAUUAUUUAAGAAAUUCUUCACCAACAGUACCAUUAAAUACACAUAAUAAUUAUUCAGGACGAUUAUCAUCACGUGUAUCACCAAAUGGACAAAAUUAUAAAUAUAAUACUGCUCCUUCUAGUAUAUCUCCAUCACAUAUGUAUGCAUUAGAUUCUAAUGGUUAUGAUCAAACUAUUCAUCAACAUCAUCAGCAACAACAACAACAACAACAAUCUCCACGUUCAUUUCGUAAUGAUUACAGUACUUCAUCACGUUAUUUAAAAUGUGAUUCAAGUCCACCAGUAACUCCAACAAGAGUUGCAGCAAAUAUUCGAACAGCUACACCACAUCAUGUAUAUCAGUCGUCUUCUAGUAUACAAAAUCAAUAUAGAAUUAGUACAGCACCAUCAUCAAGAACAAAUGCACAACAGAUUGAUGAUAAUACUAGGCAUUAUUUAACAAAUUCAUCUCCUCAUCAACCAACAUCUUUAUCAUUAAUAAAUCAUCAAGAUUCACCCAGUCCAAUAAGUUCACAAAAUUCGACAUCAGGUGAUGAUAAUGGACUUUUUAAUCGUAGUCAACAACAAAGAAAAAAAGGUAUUCGAAAUUCACUUGGACGUUUAUUUACACGUAAACCUGAUUUUAUUGAUAAUAAACCAAUACAUGAAAAUAUGCUAUCAUCAUCUUAUAUUACUCAUGGAUCACCUGUACCAACAGAUGAUAAUGAUAUAACUGAAUCAACAACAACUAGUGCAACAAUAAGUUUAGGUGCAACUGAAUUCGAUCGACGUUUAAAGAAAAAACAAGAAUUACUUGAAGAUGCUGUACGAAAUAAUCGAUCAUUUGCAACAUGGGAUGGCGCAACUGUUGUUGCUUGGCUUGAAUUAUGGGUUAAAAUGCCAGCAUGGUAUGUUGCAGCAUGUCGAGCUAAUGUUAAAUCAGGUGCUAUUAUGUCAGAAUUAAAUGAUGAAGAAAUUCAACGACAAAUUGGUAUUAGUAAUCCAUUACAUCGAUUAAAAUUACGUUUAGCUAUACAAGAAGUAUUAAAUUUAACAUCACCAAGUGGUCCUCGAACUGCAAUCACUUCAUUAACUUUUGGUGAAAUGGAUCAUGAAUGGAUUGGUAAUGAAUGGUUACCAAGUUUAGGUUUACCACAAUAUCGUUCAUAUUUUAUGGAAUGUCUUGUUGAUGCACGAAUGCUUGAACAUUUAAAUAAAAAAGAUUUAAGUAAACAAUUAAAAAUGGUUGAUAAUUUUCAUCGAACUAGCUUCCAUUAUGGUAUUCAAGUAUUAAAACGUCUUAAUUAUGAAAAGAAAGAACUUGAUCAAAGACGUGAACAAUCUCUCAAUGAAAACCAAGAUGUUAUUGUAUGGACAAAUGAAAGAAUUAUACAAUGGUUAACUACAAUAAAUGGAUUAAAAGAAUAUGCAAAUAAUAUAACCGAAACUGGUAUACAUGGUGGACUUAUUGCACUUGAUGAAACGUUUGAUUAUAAUGCAUUAGCAUUAGCUUUGCAAAUACCAAAUCAACAAAUAACCACACGACAGAUUCUUGAACGAGAACUUCGUCUUUUAAUUGCUAAUGGUACAGAACGAAAAAUGGAUGAAAAUGAUCGAGCAAGAUUAAAACGACAUCCAUCGUUAUUUUCUCGAAAAUUAAAAUUAAAAACAAUUAAUGGAGAUUUACAACAACAACAGAAUGGAAUUAAUGUAUCCCAUACUAAUCAUAAUGAUAACAAUUGA
This is a messenger RNA of Adineta steineri, 4257 nucleotides long. NCBI's taxonomy places the organism in Eukaryota, Metazoa, Rotifera, Eurotatoria, Adinetida, Adinetidae. The record is from the annotation of a GenBank genome assembly.